Messenger RNA from Numida meleagris (helmeted guineafowl), 2229 nucleotides. RefSeq names its product spermatogenesis associated 22 (gene SPATA22). The transcript has 9 exons. Bases 272 to 1363 code for a protein of 363 amino acids. Lineage: Eukaryota; Metazoa; Chordata; Aves; Galliformes; Numididae. The record is from RefSeq and is a predicted model, not a curated record. Gene Ontology annotation, biological process: homologous chromosome pairing at meiosis; regulation of meiotic cell cycle; meiotic DNA repair synthesis.
GUAGGGGUGCUGCUGCGUGUGAAGCGGUGCAGAGGCUAAGCCUAGUGUCUCCUGUUGCUUAUCUUUAGUUUUACUUUUUUUUUUGCAUGCUUUCUUGCAUGCUUUAGCUCCAGGCUGUGGUUUGCUUGCCUUCAAGAGGAAGAAAAAUAAAGCCAUGCAGAAAAAGCAAUCUUAUGCAACACAAAAAUUGGCUGCAACGUCAGAUGUGUGAGGUUUCAUUUUACAAUGAGUACGGAGUAAUCAAUACAGCAUUGCCUAUUAAAGCACAGAAAUGAAAAGGAGUUUAGCUGACGCUUCAACUCGCAGCACAGCAGGUUGUUUGCCUGUACCUCUCUUCAAUCAGAAGAAGAGAAACAGGCAGCCCCUCACUUCAAAUCCACUGAGGAAUGAGCCAGGUUCCAGUUCUGCGACUCGUGACUUUUCUUCCACAUCACUGGGCUGGGGAACUGCAAGCCCAGAAGCAGACGAACCACAGAAAGCAGUGAACGAUGGCAGAGGAGAUGAUCACACAGCCCCUUCCCUUAUGAAAUCACCAAAUGCAUCAAAGCCUAAUUUAGCCAAUGCAGGAAAAAACUUGUUUGCCUACAGGGCAGAAGAGAAGACAUCCAAUACUAAAAUUUGGAAGAGAAAUGAAUAUAGCCCUGCAAGUAACAGAACAGAUUCAAUAUCUAAUAGUGGGACUAUGAAAAAGUGUGAGAACCGUUCAAAUAAUUGGAAAACUGCUCAGCAGCGGGGAACAGCUGAUAACUCUAAUUCAUCUCAGCAUAUCAAAACAACAGCAACUAGCCAAACACAUCCAUCUAAAGGACAGUGGCCAGGGAAACCUAACACUGCAUCAAGAGAUCUGCAGGAUUAUGGUCUGGCAAAUAAACUUAAUUGCAAUAGUCAGCAAAAUAACAUGAAUGAGAAGCAAUUUUCUUGUGUUCCAGAAGACAGAAGUCAGGAUAUUUCAUCAUUUCAAUUAAAACUUAAAGAAAAAAGGAAUUCUUUGCGAAUCAUAUCUGCAGUCAUCGAAAGCAUGAAGCACUGGAGUCAAUAUACUUACAAAGCUGCACUAUUAUUUGAAGUUUUAGGUACGCUUGAUUCUGCAGUCACAUCUGGAGCAUGUGGAGCCAAGAAUUUUCUUCUGAGAGAUGGAAAGGAGAGCCUGCCUUGUGUUUUUUAUGAAAUUGAUCGUGAGCUUCCAAGACUAAUUAGAGGUCGAGUGCACAGAUGCAUGGGAAACUAUGACACAAAAAGGAAUGUUUUCAAGUGCGUCUCUGUAAGACCAGCAACUAUUCCAGAACAAAACACUUUCCAAGAAUUUGUUAAAAUUGCAGAUGUUGAGAUGACAGCGUAUGUAAAAACAAUGAAUGAAAUUUAAAUGUAGAGGUGGUUGUAUAAAAUUAAUUUGCCCAAACUAAUGCUGAAAACGUGAUUAAAUAACUGAAAAUACUAGUCUGUAAUCCAACAAACGUUAAGGACAGCAUUUUGUUUCCACUGUCACUUUCAUAGUUUUUCUCUGGUUAUCCAUGCAGUAACAGCUUUUGUUCUAUAGUUCAUUACAUUUUCAUUCUAUAGUUCCUUCAUUUACUGAAGAAAUUCUGAAUUAAAAUGUUGAAGAUGUUUAUAUGUACAUAACUUGUUUAUAUGAACUGUUCCUGCUUAACUAGAGUGAAGCAAGUUCUAUUUUUUGGAAAGGAAUGGACUGUUUAAUGAAUUUUAUUUAAAAAUAAACAACAACAACAAAAAGAACCAUCUGUGGAUCUUUUCCACUGUGAAAACUGCAGGGAGCUCCCCACUCAUAUCUCCUUUGUCUGUUAUCCCAAGUGCAUGCAUCAUUAAAAGCAGACCAGGUUGAUUAGUGGCCUACUAUCUCUCCCAGUCACUGAAGAAAAGAGUUAAUAGAAAAAAUGUCUGUCUUUGAGGCAUGAGAGGGAGAAAUGGGGCAGAGUCACAGGUGGAUAAAGAGAAUGAAAGUGGUAUCUCCUGUUUAGAGAUGGCCUAAGCCUGCAGGAAUUCUCCAAAAUGUUUUGAGCAUUUCUUAGGGGAUCAAACACAUGCUUCUCUGUGACAACUCUUAUCUUCUCAAGGAAAUUAGACACUGACUAUCCAUACUACUUACUAUAUAUACUGUUUUCCCCACUUCAUGUGAUAUGGGUUUUGUUUGCAUAGAAACAAGCAAUCUAGAUCUUUGCAAAGAAUUUGUUUAGAGUGAAAUUUUGUAUUUCCAAGUUCUAUAAUACUUGG